Molecule: messenger RNA, 1872 nt
Organism: Cinara cedri
Lineage: Eukaryota; Metazoa; Arthropoda; Insecta; Hemiptera; Aphididae
Source: the annotation of a GenBank genome assembly
ACUUAUUUGGUUAAGUUUAAACCAAGACUAUAUUUAUUUAGUAUUUCAAUUAAAAUCGUUUAAUAUUUAUAAUAGUUAAUUGUAAGGUAAUUUUACUAAUUUUGUCUUUUAUACACCUAAGUGUUGACUUUUUUUAAUAUGUCUACAAAACUAUUCAUAUUAUGUGGUCUUGUACUUACUACUAUUAUCACCGUUGAGGGAGCACCUUCGUCGAAUUUACGUGAGUAACUAUAUUAUAAAAAAUAAUAUUAUUGCCUACAAACACUAAUAGGGGCGGUUCUUGACAAGAAAACGCAAACCUCAAAAAAUAUAACAUCAAGUUUAUUAAAUAGUAGAAUAUACUCGAAAACAAAAAAAAGUAGCUAGUUUUUCGCGAUAUUUACAAUUGUUAAAUCUAUACUUUGAAAUACUGUGUUUUAGUAAUAAUUAAUUUUUAAAAAAAUUGUUGUUUUAGCCAAAGGAUUUAUACAAUGCAAGAAAAGUGAUCCGAAAUUCAACGAAUGUCUAAAGGACGGUCUUCAAAGUGCUAUUCCUCAUUUAGCAGAAGGUAAAAUAAAAAAAAUAUACUCUAAAAUAAAGAUUUAUUUCACGAAAUUACUAAUAUUGUAAUGAUUUUGUUAUAUUUAUAUCUGUAUAAAUAUAAUGUUCCGUAGGUGUUCCGAGUUUAGGACUAAUCAAAGUAGACCCAUUGCGAAUUAUAGAGUUGAAAAUUAAUCAAGAAAGUGGUCAUCCAGUAAAUUUGGACUUAAAAUUUAAUGACGUAGAUUUGAUUAACUUGAAACAUAGCCAGAUAAAAUCAGUUUAGUGAGUAUAGUACCUAUAAACAGUGUGUUCAUGCAUAAUAAUUAUUAAUGUUAUUCUACUACAGUUAUGAUUCUGUAAACUAUAAUGCUAAAAUCGAAGUAUUAUUGCCGGAAUCUUUAUUAUUGGAGGGAAACUAUGAAGUAAAUGGUAACGUGCUUGUUGUUCCAAUAAAAGGAAAGGGAAAAUGUAAACUUGUUACAGGUAAUUUAAUUGUUCAGUCUAUAAAAAUGGAUAAAUUGAAUUAAAAAUAAAUGAACUGCUAUAUAAUACCUAUAUUUUUACGUUGUUUUAGAUAUUUCAAAUGCUGUCAUUAAUGUUCAAUUCAAACCAGUGGUAAAAAAUGGAAACACAUUCUUGGAUAUCAACAAUUUUACAUUUGAAUUUACCGCUACGAAAUUGCAUUUGAAAUUUGAUAAUCUGUUUAACGGAGAUAAAGCUUUAGGUUUGUUUAUGUGUGAUAUAUUAAGAGCAUAUGAGAAUAAAAAUAAUUAUAGUGGUUAAAUUAAUUUUCAAUAAGUAGUUGAUAAUCUGCUCUAAACAAUCUUAUGUUGUAAUUUAUAAAUACUUUAUUUAUUUAAUAUUUGACUGUUAAAAUAAUUAUCCCGUUGUAUUAUUACAGGUGACAAUAUGAACGUGUUCUUAAACGAAAAUUGGCGUGAUAUCUUGAAAGAAUUGCAGCCUUCUGUUGAACAGGUUUUGAGCAUGGCUUUUAAAGAGAUAAGUCAACAUUUUUUCAACAGUAUUCCGGAAAAUGAAAUAUUUUUACCUUAAUUGGAUCAUUCUGUAUUAUUAUGUUUUUUAAAUAAAUUUAAGAUUUUGUUCGAUAAUUGAUCUACUUAUAGAAUUUUGUUUAUAAAAAUUAAACUACUAAUAUCAAAUCAUGUUUUUAAUUUUAUGGUUAUCAAUAAAAUUGUUUUCUUUUAUUUGUGUGGACCGGUAGCUUACAGUUAUUAUACACACGCCCGAACCCCUAAUCUCGGACACCAGAACUAAAAAUUUAGAGGAACAGCUGCCUGUGCCGUGGUAUGAUAGCCCGAACAGGAGUUUUCGGCUAUAUCGUGCAAAUAC